Messenger RNA from Scedosporium apiospermum, 1584 nucleotides. RefSeq lists its product as uncharacterized. The record is from RefSeq and is a predicted model, not a curated record. Gene Ontology annotation, cellular component: nucleus. The transcript is spliced from 6 exons. The coding region runs from base 1 to 1584 and encodes 527 amino acids. Gene Ontology annotation, molecular function: RNA polymerase II transcription regulatory region sequence-specific DNA binding. NCBI's taxonomy places the organism in Eukaryota, Fungi, Ascomycota, Sordariomycetes, Microascales, Microascaceae.
AUGAGUCACCAGAACGCCGCCGCCUCCAUGGGAAGCCAAGCGGUGGUAGACACGGCGGCCGCCCGCCAACACCAACACGGGAAGAGCCCCGACGAGAAACUGCGCCAGCGCGACCUCGAUGGUAGGGAACAGCGCAGGGAUAGCACGGCUGGUUCCAAGGCUGGAGAUGCGCAGUCCAAGGCUGCGGGGUCCGUUCACACUGAGCGCGGACAAAAGAAGCGGAGGAAGGUUAAUCAUGUGAACUUGAUGGGAAACCUCCACCUCUGCCGCGACGAGCCUCGCGAUGCCGACUCGAGAAAGUCGAAAAGCGUCGCUGGGUCUUCAGUCAUGGACGAUACCGAGCGCCGAACUUCUGUGUCCGGCCCAACAGGACAACAACAACCGCAGCAGCAACAACAACAAGCGAGAGGCACCGUGCCGGUGCCGCCCGCAUUCGAUUCCGCUGCCCCUCGUCCGCCGUCCUUAGACGGCCGCCAGAGGCAGGGCUCCGGUUCCUUCGGCGAUGAUGUGCUUGGCGGGGCCUCGCUUCACCAUCUUGUACAACAAUCGCCGCAUGCGAGACUGCAUGGGAACCUGCUGGGAGGCGUCGCUGGAUUCCAAGACACGUGGCUAGCAGCGCAAAGCCACCUCAAUGGCCUCCCCUAUCACGGCAAUUACAUGAUUGCGCCCGAGGUGACGGACGAGUUCAAUCUACUUGACAACUUCCUCCACACCAGCCUGCUCGAUGACGGCGGCCAGCUAGCCGAGGCGUUAGCAGGCACCUCAGCGAACAACAACCCCAGACUCAGCCAAUCGGCCGCGGACAUGAUCACCGGACUCCGCAACAACAGCGCGGCCGGCCUCGCCGGUGCGGCCGGAAUCUCACCCCAGCAACGCCAGCAGGCGGCUCUUCUUCCCCCGCAAUCCGCAGACCAACAACAAGCCUCCGGUCGCCGACCGCCCAUGACGGCAGGUGGAGCUACCCCCGCCGGCGACGACAGAGCGCGGCGCGAGUACUACCUCCAAGCGGCGGACCCGUCGGGCAACGCGACGCCCGAGGAGCGCAUGCAGCGGCUCCUCAAGGCCAAGUACGAUGCAGGCCUGCUCAAGCCCUUCAACUACAUCAAGGGCUACUCGCGCCUGGGCGCCUAUCUCGACCGCAACAUCAGCGCGUCGUCGAAGCAGAAGAUCCUGCGCACGCUGGGGCAGUUUAGGCCAAAGUUCCGCGAGAGGGCGUCGGCGCUGACGGACAUGGAGCUCGUCAUCGUGGAGAUGUGGUUCGAGAAGCAGCUCAUGGAGUAUGAUCGCGUGUUUGCUAGCAUGGCGGUGCCGUCGUGCUUGUGGAGGAGGACGGGGGAGAUUUUCAGGGGGAAUAAGGAGAUGGCGGAGUUAAUUGGUGUGCCUGUCGAGCGCCUUAGAAAUGGCCGGCUUGCGCUUCAUGAGAUUCUGACCGAGGACUCGUGUGUUCGGUACUGGGAGGAGUUCCAGACCAUCGCUUUCGACCCGCACCAUGACAGCCUUCUUACGUCGUGUACGUUGAAGAUUCCGGAUGACAGACCUACCAUCAUUGUUGGCAACUUUUUGCCCAUUGAUCCCGAGCCUUAG